Tetrahymena thermophila SB210 is the source of this 897-nucleotide messenger RNA. RefSeq names its product histidine phosphatase family (branch protein 1). The record is from RefSeq and is a predicted model, not a curated record. NCBI's taxonomy places the organism in Eukaryota, Ciliophora, Oligohymenophorea, Hymenostomatida, Tetrahymenidae. Gene Ontology annotation, molecular function: phosphatase activity. Gene Ontology annotation, cellular component: cytoplasm. The transcript has 4 exons.
AUGAUGCAAGAAAUAGAGCUAAAGUACCGUGAUAAAAUUCGGAAAUUGAAUAUCUUAUUGUUUAAUCCUCCGAUCAGAAGUCCAUCUAAGGCGCAAUUGAUAGUUAUCAGACAUGCUUUUUCUUAAAUAAAUUUGAAGAUGAAGGAGUUUUUAACUGAAAAAUUCGAUGAGGUUAAGGAAAAUAAGAAUCAUCCUGAGAGAAAAUAAUUAAUCUUAAGUAGAGAAGACAUAGAUUCACCGCUUCAUGAAAUAGGCAUCUUGCAAUGCAUGAACAAUUAAAAACAUAUUAAUCUUAUUGAUUUUUAAAUCGUUCUGGUAUCACCAUUAAAGCGUGCCCUUCAGACUUGCAUUUAUUUAUUUUAAACCCACCCUAAUAGAAAAUAAAUAAAAUUUUUAAUUUUUCCUUUAGCAGCUGAAAAAUUGAGCAAUACAUCUUCAUUUUCGCCAGAUACUUUUACUAAUUAAAAGGAAGAAAUAUCUUAAUUAGCUUCGAGAUUUGAUAUUGAAUUUGACUAUAGCUUAUUUAAUGAAUUUGAAGUCUAGGAGUAGUGGUAAAUUGAAAUGCUUUGUAAUGACCACUUUCAUAUGAAAUAGAAGCUAAAAGAAUCAGAUCCAAAUAAAAUUAAUUACAAAGAAUUUGUACUUUAAGAAUUCGAUGAUCAUUUUCCAGAAUACCUUGAGACUUGGGAGCAGUUAUACGAGAGAGCCUAAUAAGCAAAAUCUUAAAUUAAGGCUUUUUUAAGAUAAACUGAUAAGAAAGUUGGUCUAAUAUCUCAUUUUAAUUUGAUUAAAUGCCUAACAGGAGACGGUAUAAAUGAUGAAAAAUAAAUAAUUAAUGGAAUAAACAUAAAUAAUUGUUAGAUAAUUCCUUAUCCAAAUAUUAAGAAGGAUAAUUGA